This is a messenger RNA of Eimeria acervulina, 807 nucleotides long. RefSeq lists its product as hypothetical. The coding region runs from base 1 to 807 and encodes 268 amino acids. The record is from RefSeq and is a predicted model, not a curated record. Gene Ontology annotation, cellular component: membrane. Lineage: Eukaryota; Apicomplexa; Conoidasida; Eucoccidiorida; Eimeriidae. The transcript is spliced from 5 exons.
AUGAACUGCCAAGCGUCCGAAUUUGCCCAUACGCAAGGGGCUUCGCUGCAUCCGGCGCCUUCAUCAAUAUGCACAGCCGCCAUCCUGGAUGGUCUGAUGAGUCCCUCAGGUGGCGACCUGGUGGUGACCGCUGUAGGGCCAGUGGAGCAGUAUGCGGGCGCUGCGUACAAUGAUUCUGUAGACCUCAUCGAGGCGUCUAUUCGCGUCAUCAACGGUGGGCGGUUCUGCCCAUACGAAAUAAAUCAUCUCGAGAAAAUUCGCAUUGAAAAAACAGAGUUUGGAAACCUUUCGUCUAUUGGCUUCAAAACGGGCACGCUUCUGCUGGAUGGGUGCAAAGACGUGGAAGGAGCCAACGUGUGCGCAGAGAAGGGAUACCCGGUGGCGAGCGCGGCCAUGUGCCUCGAACACAACGACGAUGUAGCCAUCAAAUGCACCAACAUGGUAGCUGGGAUAGAGCCUGAAACCGGCACCAUCCGCCUCGUGGGUCCCACCGGAACGCCGGCUCCGUCCGGCCUUGGCCGACUGCAAUUCUACAACAAAGGUUUCGGCAGCGUGUGCUCAGAUGGGUGGAGUAUUAAGUCCGAGCAAGUGGCAUGCCGUCAGAUGGGCUACAACAAUGUGAAGGUGAAUGCAAGACGCAUUGCUGAAAAUACAGCACCUGCGCAUCACUACCGCACUGCUCAGGAUAAAGGUCCUGGCAACGAAAGCUGCUCCAGUAUAAUGGGGCAGAAUUACUGUGGACCCGAGCAGGAGAAGAUUGCUGCCGUCAACUUCAUGUGCACAGGUGCGCCGGUUGCUGCUUUCUAA